This is a messenger RNA of Thunnus maccoyii (southern bluefin tuna), 769 nucleotides long. Its product is annotated as gamma-aminobutyric acid type B receptor subunit 1-like. The record is from RefSeq and is a predicted model, not a curated record. The coding region runs from base 1 to 723 and encodes 240 amino acids. The transcript is spliced from 7 exons. Lineage: Eukaryota; Metazoa; Chordata; Actinopteri; Scombriformes; Scombridae.
AUGGGCUGUGGUCAGAAAGUCUCUCGUAUCGUCACCGACAACUGCGGUGCUGAGAGAAUCCGACUGCACUCACACUGGGCUACUUCAUACAAUGUUGAUGGUAUAGUCCAUGGUCACCUGACCCUCCUAAGCGCGCCACCAAGCGCUAUUUAUGGGGUGUCCAGGAAGUACCUCAGUUUGGCCCAUGCCCAGAGGCAACCAGAGGCAGCAGCAGCAGGUUGUGCUAUCAUCCGUCCUCCCAGAGAUGGAGGGAUAAGGUACAGAGGCCUGACACAAGAACAGAUCCGCAGUGUGCAGGUUCUCCCUGUGGACUAUGAGAUAGAGUACAUCUGCAGGGGCAACAGGGUGAUUGUGGGACCCAAGGUCAGGAAGUGUUUGCCCAACAGCACGUGGACUGAUCUGAGCCAGCGCAGCAGAUGUUUGUUGUUGUGUCCUCGAGUGUGGACGUCAUUGGAAAAUGGCCGAGUAUCUUCGUGGCCCUUGGGGCCCCCAGUGGAGGGUACAGUGCUGCAGUACACCUGUCUGCCUGGCUUCAUCCUCAUGGGCCGAAACACAACACAGUGCAAUAAGUUGGGCAAGUGGGACACACCCAAACCUGUGUGUCACUAUGAUCGACACUACAAAGGUCCUAUCAACAUGCUUGAUACACAGCCUGAGCAGUCUGAGGUCUCUAUUCUGCAGAUAACGAAGAAACACUUAAGUGAACACAUUCCUUUCCAAUAGGCCACAAAGGUCAAUGUGUCAGUUGUCAGCUCCUUAGUAAACAACA